Hemibagrus wyckioides is the source of this 3173-nucleotide messenger RNA. RefSeq names its product CD276 antigen-like. Gene Ontology annotation, biological process: negative regulation of T cell proliferation; immune response; cell surface receptor signaling pathway. The transcript is spliced from 4 exons. The record is from RefSeq and is a predicted model, not a curated record. Gene Ontology annotation, cellular component: external side of plasma membrane. The coding region runs from base 167 to 1051 and encodes 294 amino acids. NCBI's taxonomy places the organism in Eukaryota, Metazoa, Chordata, Actinopteri, Siluriformes, Bagridae.
UGGCUGAUAAGAUUCACUUCAUUCACAGCGCGCGCAUUUGACUCAGGUUUCUGGUACCUCCCCAAAAUGCCCUGCGUUCCCCUGGUAUUUAACCCAGCAGACUAGAGAAACAAUACCGACUCUGUUCAAGUCUGUGUGUAAUGGUGAUUCCUGCACUGCUGCUGAGAUGGAUUCCUUCAUGCUUCUCCUCUCCUUUCUCACAACUUGUGCGGGCUUUCAAGUGACCGUGCCCGCAGGUCGUGUGGUUGCAGUCGGAGGUCAGCCGGUCAUCCUGGGCUGUGAGUUCACCCCUGACUCCAUCCAGGACCUGGUCGUAACCUGGCAGCGGGUGGACGAUUCCCGCGUCGUGCACAGCUUCUACUACCAGAGGGAUCAGCUGGAAGUUCAAAGCCCAGAAUACAGUAAACGCACGGCGCUGUUCGUGUCUGAGCUGCAGAAAGGCAACGCCACGCUCAGGAUGGAGCUGGUGGGGCCGAAAGACGUGGGGGCAUACCUGUGCACAGUGAGCAACAAAAAGGGCACGGGCAGAGCUCAGGUCCAGCUGGACUAUGGAGUUUUCUACACAGAGCCCAGGCUGAGCAUAAGCAGGAACUGCUCUGGCAUCACUCUACAUUACGAAUCUGAGGGUUUCCCAAAGCCAGAGGUCGGGUGGUUUGGAGAACAUGACGAGGUCCUCAGCAACCACACCGACCUCAGCGAUGACGCAGAUGAACCAGGUGGAGUUGUGGGGCUGUAUUAUGUAAAGAGCUGCUACGUGUCUCCAAGUCUCUCCCUGAACGUCACCUUCAAACUGAAGAACCAGCUCCUUAAUCAGGUUCUGCAAAGACCCAUCAGCAUCACAUACGAUGAAGAGACCUGCAGCUGGGGAGCGAAGGCAGACGUCAUCUCUCUCUCUGUGCUAUGUGUUCUGCUGCUUCUUAUAAUAAUAAUCCUGCUGGUGAAGAGGCAGAGAGUCUCUCGGGAUCCUUCCUAUAAGUUAACCAACAGCAACACAAACGGGAAACACUGCCCCGAGAUGUCCGAGACUCCCUUCCACUCAGACUUUCACUAGCCAGGUCUGCUUUGGGGUUUGUGGUGGUCAGAAAGCUGGACAGAUUAUAUGACAUUUCAGAAUGAACUCUUUCACAGAGGCUAACUUAAUACUAAAUACAUGUUUCCUGAAUUCCAUGAUGCCUCACAGACACGCUUUGUGGAGGCAUUGAAAAAGGAAAAAAAAAUUUACAAACAUUAUUCAUAAGGUAUGACCUGGUGUUCUUUAAUAACUAACUUCAGGAAAUAAGAGUAAUGGAAACACACCUUUUUCUUUCUAGAGACUAUCUGAGUCACCGUGGUGAAAGAAGGAAAGGAAUUUAUGACCUCAUAACAGACAGUGGAGGUUCAGUGAGCGAUAGAACGACAGAAACCUGGAACACAAAGACGAGUGUGUGUGGGGGUGUGAGUGAGUGAGUGUUGGUCAGAUGGGUGAAACCAUGUGUAACCCAGCAUGACGGAGGUUUCGGUAAGAUGUUAUGCUUUUUAAGGAAGGAGUUUCCAGUGUCAGAGCUUUAAGGCUGAACGUUUUCCACAGCAGCUUCUUGUUUUGAAAUCGGAUUACUGGUAACAGAUUCGUGUUGGUUGUGCAGAAGUGUAACAGAUCUGGGUGUUUCUUCUUAAGCCUUUUUCCUUUGUGACUGGCAGGAGAAAGAAGCGCAGACAUGUCCGUGUUCUAGUGAGCAAACGGCCAUGUGUCCUACAGGAGUAAAGAAAAAGCUGCAGAACAUGAAACACUCGUUGAUCGUUGAAACCUAAAACACAGACUCUUCAGACAGAUGUGCUAUUGUAUUACUGGAGAUUGUUUGAAUUAAAAAAAAAAAAAAAAAAAAAAGGAAAGGAAAAAUAAAACCUUCAGAACAAGUUGUACCUGUUGUGAAGAAGGUGGCUAACCUCUCGGCUAUGAGCAGCCUAUUAUGGACCUUUCAGUUUGUGUUUUUUUCUGCCUUGAAAUGGACCAUUUGUUCUUACUGUUAGAUUCACAGAACAGAUCAGACGUUUAUAACGAACUUCCUGAAGGACCGGACUCCCUUUUUCACUCUUCUGUGACGUGAAAACAGAUUGUGAUACAGGUUGUGUGUGUGUUUAAACCUCUUACACCCUGACUUUCUCAUAGAAUAAGUGUCUCUCCCCCUCCCCCUCCCUCUCCCUCUCGAAGUUAAUUUAAUAAACAUCCUCUGUCCUAAACAUGUCAGGAAACUGAGUUUCACCUCUGACACCAGAGACUCCUUCCAAAAAUGCAUAUCCAUUUCAGGAGUUUUACCCGUUUGACUCGACUUCACGUGGCUCAUCUGCUGGACACAUCCUUGUGAUCAAGCUGUUGCUAUAGAAACGAUAAUACUAUUAAUACAUAUGAUGUAUAGCUGCAUUAUUGUCAGCGUUGCUGUUAGUUUUCUCUAAUCUUCAGAUCGGAUCCCAAGAUUCAUGGCUGGUUUGGUAUUGGGGAAGUAUUUAUACUGUUAUAAACCUGAUCUUAUUAGAAUCUAUUUAUGACCUGAAUGAGAAAAACAGCUUAAGGUUUUUCCUGGUUUUGAGGAAAUAUUUUUUGUAACACCUUUACUCAAUAAAUGUGGUGAGUUUGUGCAACUUCAUACCUAAUGAUUACUCACGAUACAGGCAACAAUGCACUUUCCUGGUAGCAGAUGAUUCUGAUUAAAUAGUAUUACCUGCUAAUUCCAGAUAAUCAGAAACUAAAUCUUUUGUUUUUCUCACGUGUGAAAAAAAAUGUGGCAAAGUGCAGCGAGAGAUCGAGCACAGCACCGUGACCUGAAAGCGGAUAUUAAGAAUCAUGUGGCAUUAUUUCAGUUCAGAUCUUUUUUCCUCGCCCUUUUUUCACCUGGAUUAAUGGUGGGGGGAAAAAAUGACCCACAGUGCUUUGUGAAUACCUGCUGCCAUGAAAUGUUUAGCCCAUGCUUCAUUCCCAUGUGGCGGCACUUUGCUGCUUACAGCCUGCCUGGAUCUCGUCAUCUCGGAGAUGUAUCCUCGCCCGGUCUCGGCUCCAACGUCUGCGCUUUAUGAAUAAUUCUUUAUGAAGAUGAUGCUGAAUGUCUAAGAGAAAAGUGAUUGAGGAAAGAGGAAAAUCAUGUAGAAAUGUUGCAUUUUAAAAUGAAGCUAGCAACAAAUAAAUAAAUAAACAAACACAA